Messenger RNA from Ipomoea triloba (trilobed morning glory), 1553 nucleotides. RefSeq names its product triacylglycerol lipase 2. The transcript has 9 exons. The coding region runs from base 187 to 1431 and encodes 414 amino acids. The record is from RefSeq and is a predicted model, not a curated record. Gene Ontology annotation, molecular function: hydrolase activity, acting on ester bonds. NCBI's taxonomy places the organism in Eukaryota, Viridiplantae, Streptophyta, Magnoliopsida, Solanales, Convolvulaceae. Gene Ontology annotation, biological process: lipid metabolic process.
UCCAAUUUUACUAGGUUGAGCCAUGAACGGUUGAACCCAAAGGAAAAUAACAAAAGCUAGCUAUACCCAUUCCAUUCCUAUUCGGCUAUUCCCACUCUAUCUCCUUUCCCCUUCUUCUUCUUCUUCUUCUUCUUCUUCUUCUCCUCUCUAUUCAAUUCUACAUAUACCCUUCUUUGGCCUUGGAAGAUGAGAAGAAGUUCAAUGGCUGCGUCCAGUGUUGCUGUUUUGGUCUCACUGCCUGUGUUGUUGCUGCUUGUUGGGCCAUCAAUGGGCUCCAGUCGAUUCCCGUCCAGUCUAAUCGCCCAACCCGAGCCGGGCAUGUGUGGCACUGUGGUUUCAGUACACGGUUACAAAUGCGAGGAGUACGAGGCCACCACUGAUGAUGGGUAUAUCUUGAGCGUGCAACGAAUACCUCAAGGACGCCACGGCGGCGGCGGCGGCGGCAGGCCACUCCGACCACCGCCUGUCUUGUUGCAACAUGGUGUUCUUGUGGAUGGAACGACGUGGCUGUUGAACUCACCGGAACAAUCACUGGCGAUGAUCCUGGCAGAUAACGGGUUUGAUGUGUGGAUUUCGAACAUCAGAGGAACCCGAUACAGCAGAAGACAUGUGAGCCUUGAUGCUAAUACUGACCCUGAUUACUGGAACUGGACAUGGGAUGAUUUAGUGGUUCAUGACUUGCCAGCUGUUGUAGAUCUUGUGUUUAGAACAACUGGUCAAAAGGUUCAUUACAUUGGCCAUUCAAUGGGGACAUUGAUGGCUUUGGCAUCCUUCUCAGAAGGCAGGCUAGUAGACAAGGUAAAGUCUGCAGCUUUGCUAAGCCCAAUUGCUUACUUGAGCCAUAUGACCACUGAGCUUGGUCUCAUGGCUGCCAGAGCUUUUGUGGGUGAGAUCACUACAAUCUUUGGACUUGCAGAGUUUAAUCCUAAAGGUGAGCCAGUAUCCCAAUUUCUGAAGGCUCUGUGUGCUCAACCAGGGGUAGACUGCUUCGACUUGAUGAGUGCACUCACUGGGAAGAACUGCUGUCUUAAUUCCUCUACUGUUGAGCUGUUCUUGAAGUAUGAGCCUCAAUCAACAUCUACUAAGAACCUUGUGCAUUUGGCUCAGACUGUUCGUGAUGGCGUUCUGGCGAAAUAUGACUACGGGAAUAACGACUUCAAUCUGGCACACUAUGGUGAAGCAAGGCCUCCUAGGUAUAACCUCACCAACAUUCCUCGUGAUAUUCCCAUGUUCAUAAGCUAUGGAGGUGAGGAUGCGUUAUCGGACGUUAAGGAUGUGGAGAGUCUGCUUGAUUAUCUCAAGUUUCAUGAUGUUCUUAAGCUGCAUGUUCAGUACAUUAAGGAUUAUGCCCAUGCAGACUUCAUCAUUGGGAUAACUGCCAAGGAUGUGGUGUAUAACCAGAUCAUAAACUUUUUCACAAAUCUGCACUGAAUUCAAGUCUGCAUAUUAUAUAUUAAUACAUCCCUCCCUUCUUGCUGCUACUAUACACCACUUUGUCCUUUUUAUUAGUUACCACUUACCAUCCAUAAAAAUGAAACUAUUAUAUUGGCAGA